AUGUCCGUUCGGUGCCGCCACCUGCUGGUGAAGCACAGCGGCUCGCGGAACCCUGUGAGCCGCCGCACGCAGCAGGCGGUGACGCGCAGCAAAUCGGAGGCUUUGCUGCUGCUGCAGGAGCUGCAGCAGCAGCUGCAGCAGCAGCAGCAGCAGCUGGAGCAGCAGGGGCUGCCGCUGGAGCAGCGGCAGCAGCAGCAGCAGCAACUCUUCGCAGCACUCGCGCAGCAGCACAGCGACUGCAGCUCCUUCCGCCAAGGAGGAGAUCUCGGCUGCUUCUCCAAAGGACAGAUGCAGCAGCAAUUCGAAUUUGCUGCUUUCAGAUUGCCUAGCAGCAGCAGCAGCAGCAGCAGCAGCAGCAGCAGCAGCAGCGGCGGCGGCGGCAGCAGUGCAGCAGCAGCAGCAGUGCAGCAGCAGCAGCAGCAGCAGCAGCAGCAGUGCAGCAGCAGUGCAGCAGCAGAAGCUGCAGCAGCAGAAGCAGCAGCGGAAGCUGCAGCAGCAAGGAGCGAAGAACAGGCCCGGCGUGCAGUAGUGGAGAGUCGGAAGCAGCAGCAGCGGCACCAUGAGCAGCAGCAGCGGCGACAGCAGCAGCAGCAGCAGCAGCAGCAGCAGCAGCAGCAGCAGCAGCAGCGAUGUGCUGGAACAUAUGGAGUUUGA
Messenger RNA from Eimeria necatrix, 654 nucleotides. Its product is annotated as peptidyl-prolyl cis-trans isomerase NIMA-interacting 1, putative. Lineage: Eukaryota; Apicomplexa; Conoidasida; Eucoccidiorida; Eimeriidae. The record is from RefSeq and is a predicted model, not a curated record. Bases 1 to 654 code for a protein of 217 amino acids. Gene Ontology annotation, cellular component: nucleus; cytosol. The transcript is spliced from 2 exons. Gene Ontology annotation, molecular function: peptidyl-prolyl cis-trans isomerase activity.